Eucalyptus grandis is the source of this 544-nucleotide messenger RNA. RefSeq names its product serine protease HTRA2, mitochondrial-like. The coding region runs from base 68 to 421 and encodes 117 amino acids. NCBI's taxonomy places the organism in Eukaryota, Viridiplantae, Streptophyta, Magnoliopsida, Myrtales, Myrtaceae. The record is from RefSeq and is a predicted model, not a curated record. The transcript has 4 exons. Gene Ontology annotation, molecular function: protein binding.
UGGACUGAGCUUUGCUGUACCGGUUGAUCUUUUUUCAGCAAUCUUAAGGCCCUUCCAGAGUUGUCAGAUGCCUGUACAACCAUAUUUUGGAUGGGUUAUGUGGAACGUCAGCAAGGAGAACUACAAAACACUUAAACAACGUUACCCCACAUUCCCUAAAGCUGAAGAAGGUGUCUUUGUACAGAAGGUAAUAAUAGGAUUCCCUGCAUAUCGUGCUGGCGUUCAAGAUGGUGAUGUCAUCGUGGAUUUUAAUGGAAAAAAAGUUCGCCAUAUGAAUGACAUGAUGAAGGUAAUGGGAAAGAAAUCCGUGGCAGCUGUUGAUGUAAUUGUGAAGAGAUUCAGGCCUGGCAAGGAUCGUGUGGUUCCUCUGACCAUAAGUUUCGAGCAGAAAGAUGUUGCCGCUCCGAGGUCUCGACUUUGAUCUCAACUUUGAUCGAAAGGUAGUUAUUUGCAGCACGAUAAAAGUCCAGGCGAUCCGUUACCUUGGAUCCUUUAUUUCAUACGAUAACGUGACAUGUAUCAUGUCAUGAAAGAACAUCGAUCU